Plasmodium cynomolgi strain B is the source of this 1353-nucleotide messenger RNA. RefSeq lists its product as hypothetical. NCBI's taxonomy places the organism in Eukaryota, Apicomplexa, Aconoidasida, Haemosporida, Plasmodiidae. The transcript has 3 exons. The record is from RefSeq and is a predicted model, not a curated record. The coding region runs from base 1 to 1353 and encodes 450 amino acids.
AUGCAAAACAAGAAACCGAACGAAUGGAGCGGCGACUCCCCUGUGUGCAUUAUUAAAAUUAAGGGAAAAACCAACGUCCCCAAAGAGCAAAACUUCCACUGCGGGAACAACAACGCACAAUUGUGUUUGUGUAAGACCAUUCUCACCCGUUCCCCUUUUGAAGAAGCAAAAAUGAAGAAACUCCUAAGCGUUGUGCUUUACUUUUUCAUCCUACACAAACACUUAGAUGCAAAAAGUGGAAAUCUGAGAACCAGUGAUGCCAAAAAUGAACAAGUUGAAAAAAAAAAUUUUUCGAAUGGAUGGGUCCCUUACUAUUUACCCCAAAAAGGACAGACUACACCAAUUGCUCUCUUGGCUGCUCUUCCAGAGAAAACGAUUUUUAGAAAAUCAGACAACAUGAGAAAGGACAUGAAAGAAGAAGAAGAGGAAGAAGAAGAAGGAGGUGAGGAAAAUGUGAGUAGUUUAAUCCAAUCGGGUGAAGAGAACGAUGGAGAUUUUCAAUUUAGGCUUCAAAUAGUGGAAGGUGCAGAAGACUCGACAGACACGGAGCUGGAGGGGGAAGGGUCCUCACCAGCUGAUGCUGUGCACAUGGAAGUGCCAACUGGUGAGGUGGACAAUUUGGAGAAGGGGGAAGCACUGCUCGAACAAGUUGAGGUGCAUACAGCUGAACAUGCAGCGGAAUUAGUAGCAGAACCGGUGGAAGAAGAACCGAUGGAAGAAGAACCCGUGGCUGCCCCCGUUGAUGAGGAACCUCAAGCCGCAGACGAUGAAAAUGGAGAAGCGCCAGAGGAAGCACAAUCUCUGCCGGUGCAAGAAGCCGACGAAGUGUCAGUUGAAGAGGGGCAAGAAGGGACACCUUCGGUGGCUGAGCAGACCGUAGAUGAGAGUGUGCCUAGCGAGCCUGAAGAUGUAGCUGUGCCUAGCGAGCCUGCAGAUGCAGCUGUGCCUAACGAACCUGAAGAUGCAGCUGUGCCUAGCCAGCCAGUAGAUGAGAGUGUGCCUAGCGAGCCCGCAGACGCAGCUUUGCCUGAGCCCAACGAAAGCAAUGGCAGCGAAGUCGACACCGAGGAAGAAGAAAGCGGAAAAGAAAAUUUUUACCAUUUAGAGGAAGAUGAGGAGGAAGAAGAGGAAGAGGAAGAAUUCGAAGAUGACUAUGACAACGUAAUGCACAAAAUAAAUGAGCACGAAGGAGAGACUCCUUCGAAUGAUGGUCCAAAGAAUUUGAACAGAGCAGAUAUAAUAACCAUGCUUGCCGUGCGAAACAUGUUAAGUGCGUUAAACUAUGACUACGCAGUUAUGGAUUUCCUCACAGGUUUUAAUCCUGACGUGAUUAGUUCGAUCUACGUGUUUUGA